CCUCUAUCUCUGUCAGGUGAAUCUGCAAGCAUGGCUAUGACAUACCCUCUCUCCCAAACCCUUGACCACACGCCACCUAAUGUGUUAAAAAUCAGGUCAUCUUCAGAAAUUGAUGGAACAAAACCACAUAUCACUCAACUCCGAACCAAGAAGCGUUGCUUGAGGUGCAACACUCUUUAUCUUGACAAAGAUAAUUCCCCAAUUGCCUGCUCUUUCCAUGGCCACACCACAGGGGAGAAGGGCUUAUUUUCUUUGUCUCCUCCUCACCAAGGGAUUGACGGAGAGUGGAGCGACCGCUCUGGAGUGAUAGUGUAUAAAUGGAAUGACAAGAAUAAUAGACCAAAUACUGGAAGUGUCAAUUGGAAGAAAAGAUGGAGUUGCUGUGCUGAGUAUGAUGAAAAUGCCUCACCUUGUAGACGAGGGUGGCAUGUUUCAUAUGAUGAUGGCUUCACUUUGUAUUAGCCCAAAUUGGUUUGUAAGCAAAAUCCAGAAGCACAAGUAACAAUUGCAAAUCCUGAAGGAUAUCAAGAAUUGUGUUGUGUAUGUUUCUUUGUUUUUAUGUACCCAUAUGUAAAGCAUUUUGGAUGAAGUGGAAAUGCAAAUGCAAUCAUGUUUCAUAUGA
Messenger RNA from Populus trichocarpa (black cottonwood), 622 nucleotides. RefSeq lists its product as uncharacterized. The coding region runs from base 31 to 462 and encodes 143 amino acids. The record is from RefSeq and is a predicted model, not a curated record. Lineage: Eukaryota; Viridiplantae; Streptophyta; Magnoliopsida; Malpighiales; Salicaceae. The transcript has 2 exons.